Fibroporia radiculosa is the source of this 2043-nucleotide messenger RNA. RefSeq lists its product as uncharacterized. The record is from RefSeq and is a predicted model, not a curated record. NCBI's taxonomy places the organism in Eukaryota, Fungi, Basidiomycota, Agaricomycetes, Polyporales, Fibroporiaceae. The transcript has 15 exons. Gene Ontology annotation, biological process: lipid metabolic process. The coding region runs from base 1 to 2043 and encodes 680 amino acids. Gene Ontology annotation, cellular component: cytosol. Gene Ontology annotation, molecular function: acetoacetate-CoA ligase activity.
AUGGAUUCGCAUUUCGCUCAGUCCCGGCUUAUUUGGCGACCGGCAAAUCCUGCUCGCACUGCGCUGGACGCGUUCCGACGCAUGGUAAAUCGGAAACAUGGCUUUCACCUGCGAGAUUAUCAUGAACUGUAUAAGUGGUCCGUAGAAGAGGAUCAAUUCUGGCUAGACUUAUGGGAGUUCACGGGCAUCAUAUAUUCAGUCCCUCCAGCUAAGAUAUUAGAAGAAGGCCACAUGAAAGAAAUCCCCACUUGGUUUCCUGGCGCGCGACUUAAUUAUGCAGAGAAUGUUUUACAUCGCCAAGACGACGCUAUUGCGUGUACUGCAGCCCGUGAAACUGGUUCUGUAGAACACUAUAGUUUCCGACAAUUGCGGCUGUUGGUGAAGGAAAUGGCAGCCGCUUUGAGAGUGAAUGGUGUCAUCUCGGGAGAUAGAGUUGCAGCCAUCGUUACAAAUGCUAUGCCUGCUGCAGUGAUAGCUCUAGCAUCAGCGAGCAUUGGCGCGAUCUUCUCCAGCACUGCUACGGACAUGGGUACUCAAGGCAUUCUAGAUAGGUAUCGACAAAUCCGUCCCAAGAUCAUAUUCUCGGAGACGGAAGUUACCUGGUUGGGUAAGCCAAUUAACCUGAUGCCUAAAGUAACAGAAGUUGCGCAGGCCCUUGGGUCGUAUGGGUUACAAACUGUUGUGUUACUACCGAGUACAAAGAGUGGGGAGAAUUUGUCUACUCACGAGAUGGCUCGUGUACCAAGCAGCAUGUCACUGUCCGCUUUCCUUGCUACAGGCGAUAAUCGAGAGCUGGUUUUCGAGCAGUUGCCGUUCAACCACCCACUGUAUAUCUUGUAUUCUUCCGGAACAACUGGUCCACCCAAGUGUAUUAUUCACACAGCUGGGGGCGUGUUAUUGCAAGUCAAGAAAGAUCAUCGUUUCUCACUCGGUCUAUCGCCUGACGACACGUAUUUCCAAUUCACCACGACUGGCUGGAUGAUGUGGCCUUAUAUGCUACAAGGACUCGCUUGUGGGAGCCGGAUAAUUUUAUAUGAUGGCUCGCCCUUCUACCCAGAUGUUUGUGAUUUCCUGAAGUUCCUCAGUCGCGAAGGAGUAACCGUUUUCGGUACUAGCCCACGUUUUCUCACCGACGUCCAUGCGAAGGGCAUACAGCCAUCACAGGUCGCGUCAUUCGAGUGCUUGCGCACGCUCUCAUCCACCGGAUCUGUCUUGACUGCUCCAAUGUUCGAAUGGACCCAACACGCAUUCAAUUCCGACUUACACAUAAUCUCGGUAUCCGGUGGGACGGAUGUAUGCGGGGCAUUUGUUGGAGGGGUUCCUAUGCUCCCGGUGCAUGCAGGAGAGAUCCAAGGAAAGCUCCUCGGGAUGAAAGUGGAGAUUUUUGAUGACAAUGGCAAGAACAUUGAGGAUAGUGGUGUCCCUGGAGAACUAGUGUGCACUCGGCCGCAUCCAUGUCUUCCGCUCGGAUUUUGGGGCGAUGACUCCGGCGAAAAGGUUCGGAAGGCGUACUUCGAGCAAUAUCCAGGCGUCUGGCGCCAGGGCGACUUCAUUGUCAAGAACGUUGAGACGCAGGGGCUCAUGAUCCUCGGACGCAGCGAUGGUGUGUUAAACCCGAGCGGCGUUCGUUUCGGUUCAGCAGAAAUCUACUCGGUGCUGGAGAAUUUCUCUGACUAUAUUGACGACUCGCUGUGUGUUGGCCAACGGCGCAAGCAAGAUAAAGAUGAGCGUGUUUUGCUCUUCGUCAAGAUGUGCUUUGGGCGCGCCUUCACCGACGAGCUGGCCGACAAGAUCCGCAGUGCCAUACGUGCUACGCUCAGCCCCAGACAUGUGCCGGCGCACAUAUUCGAGAUUACGGAUAUACCUUAUACGGUCAACGGCAAGAAAAUUGAGAUCGCUGUGAAGCAGAUCGUCUCGGGUUCUAACCUCAAGCCAAGUGGCACGGUCGCGAAUCCUGAAUCCCUACAGCUCUACUACAAAUUUCGGGAGCUGGAGAAGUUAAUUGGUUGCAGCCUGGAGUCGAAGGCAAGGGCAAAACUGUGA